Haplochromis burtoni (Burton's mouthbrooder) is the source of this 2174-nucleotide messenger RNA. RefSeq names its product programmed cell death 1 ligand 1-like. The transcript is spliced from 3 exons. Gene Ontology annotation, cellular component: external side of plasma membrane. The coding region runs from base 1462 to 2067 and encodes 201 amino acids. Lineage: Eukaryota; Metazoa; Chordata; Actinopteri; Cichliformes; Cichlidae. Gene Ontology annotation, biological process: cell surface receptor signaling pathway; T cell costimulation; immune response. The record is from RefSeq and is a predicted model, not a curated record.
UCUUUGUUUUUACAUUUAUCAGGUGCCAAUCAGCCCAAAUAUCAGAGAGAAAUUAAAAAUGCAUGGGAUGGAAGAGUUCGGGUCUUAGGAGGUUAAAUUCUAUGACUGUACACAUUUCAUAGUGUUACUCCCCCCCAAUCACCAAUCUGGCUUUAUUUCUUGUUGUCAAUAACAACCCUCCUAUUAUUUUUCCAGAUCAGUCUGUCGAUAAAAUACAGAAACUGGUGCACAGUUUGCAGUCUGAAAUAUGUCAACAUGAUCAAGGUCUGUUUGUUGUUUCACUGUCAGCUGGAAUCUGUCAUGUGAUUUGGAGGUGUGGUCUGUCCUCCACCCCAGAUGUUAAUAACACUCACCAGACUGUAACAAUCAACCACCUGUGCUGAAAUCUGAAAUACCCAUGCUGUGGAUUCAAGGUGUGCUCUGGCACAAUCGUAGAUGACACAUACUGACAACAAAAAAUAAAGCUGAGUGGAGUUGGGGGCAACACUACUUUUAAAAUUUAUAUUCAGUGAUAAUAGUAGCUAGCCUCAAAGUGUUAACGCUUGUUUAUUUUAAUUAACAACAUUGUCAUAUAUAAAACUACAGUGGUAAGAGAAUUAUUUUAGGGUGGCACAUGCCACUCCAUGCCACCUCUGUAGAUCUGUCCCUUAUUUUUUAAAUGGUUGUGCAAAAAAGUCAGAAACACUGUUUACAUUUUAAGGCAUAUUACACAACACAACAGCUGCAUAUGUGUAAAGAAAUACCUUUGAUUUUGCCAGCCUAAGAACAUUUCAUUACAGCCGGCCCUGUAUACAAAGCUUUUAGUUCAGUGUGUACAAACAGCUGCAGGAAAUGGAUUCUGUUCUGUUCUUCACUCAUCUCCUACCUGACACCUCACACCUGUUUCUCACCUGCAUCAUCUGUUGGACUGAACGUUGGUCUGAAUGCUUCUUGUUGGUGUUUUUGAUCUACAGUAAACAUAAGAGACAGAGUCAGGAUUUGUUCCAGCCUCCCAGUAAAAAGCAGCAGGUUAGAAAUGUCUCAGAGCUUCUUAGGUGGUGAUGCUGGGUAAGAGAGGCCUGUAUCAGUAAAGCUCGUUUGUUUGUUGGUGUCUUUGUGUUUGUGAAUGUAGGUGAAAUUUAACUGUUAGAAAACAAACAGUGUUUGUCAGUGAAAAAGAGAAUUAGCCUGAUUUUCACGUUGAUAUCUACAUUUGACGGCCUUAGUCAUGACGCACUUAUUCAUGGUCAUCAUACAGCGCAGCGUAACAGACGUCACUUUAAUGCGACUUCCUUAAGAUAUCGAAAGUGCGGAGUUUGAACGAGUGUCUGAAAAACUAAUGUUUCAGCUUUAUUUAAACCUCAAAGUUAACCUCAUGUAGGCAGUUUUAAAAUUCUAGUUUUGUUAUUCACUGAAAAUACCAACAGACUCAGACUUUUAGAACAAACUAAGAGUCAGAUCAGCAGAAACAAAAACACGGAAAUGUUUCCUGUAACUGCGUCGCUCUGCUCGACUUUGCUGAUUCUCGGUGUCUUCGUGUUUGUCUCUGCAGGCCAGAAAAUCAUCACAGCUGAGCCUGGACAGAACGCCACUCUACCAUGUCGAGCUCCAAACAACAGCAGCAGCAUCUCAGUUGUAGAGUGGAGCAGAGCUGACCUGGGAGAUGAAUAUGUUCUUUUGUACCGGGAUGAGCUGUUUGAUCCAGAAAAACAGCAUCCAUCAUUUAAGAACCGGGUGGAUCUGCAGGACAGACAGAUGAAGGAUGGAGACGUGUCUUUGAUUCUGAACAAUGUGAUGAUUAAUGAUAAUGGAACGUACGAGUGUCAGGUCUUCAUGAGAGGAGCAAACAUGAGGAAGAGAGCUAAUCUAGUUAAUGAGCCCAUCAGCAUCAUCUACCUGAGUGUCGUUCCUCCAGGUCAGACAGGAGGAGACACAGAGGAUGGAUCUGUUGGACUGAUCGUCGGUCUGAGUCUUUCUGCUGUGCUUCUUGUUGUUGCUGCUGUUGUUGGAUUUCUGAUCUUCAGAAAACAUAAACAACAGCAGAAUCAGGAUUCAUACCAGCCUCCUGCUGAACUGCAGCCUCUUUGAAAUGUCUCUGAGCUUCUUUCAUGGUGAUGCUGAAUAAGAGAAGUCUAUAUUACUAAUCACAGAAGCAGGAGUAAGUCUGACUGAAGAAACCUGAACACUAGAGUCCA